Messenger RNA from Phragmites australis (common reed), 1512 nucleotides. Its product is annotated as zinc finger protein ZAT9-like. The record is from RefSeq and is a predicted model, not a curated record. The coding region runs from base 264 to 1253 and encodes 329 amino acids. Lineage: Eukaryota; Viridiplantae; Streptophyta; Magnoliopsida; Poales; Poaceae. Gene Ontology annotation, biological process: regulation of DNA-templated transcription. The transcript has a single exon.
UCUUCCUUGGUGGAGGGGAGGGAUGCUUGUCACCUACUCCUUUUAAGUUCCCCACUCCCUCCUCUCACACUUCUUCUACCUCUUUUCCAUAGAAUUGUUUAUCCUUGAAACCGAAAGCCAGCACAGAGCAAGCAAAGGGAGAAAGCAAGGGAGGGUGAGAGCGAAAAGAAGCAAGCAGCUGCUCACUCCUUCAGCAUUGCAGCGUUUGCUCUGUGUUGCCCUUGCUCAGCUGUCUUUGUGCAGGAAUUCUUGCUUGCUUAGUGAUGGAGAAGCACACCUGCAAGCUCUGCUUCAGGCGGUUCCACAAUGGCCGCGCGCUGGGCGGUCACAUGCGCUCCCAUGCCAUGGCCGCGGCGGCGGCGUACUCGCCGGCGUCGCCACCGCUCUCCCUGGCAUCUACCUCGUCGACCGAGAUGGGUGACGAGCCGACGCAGCGGAAGCCACUGGCGUCGUGCGUUUUGCGAGAGAGCCCCAAGAAAAGCCGCAAGGUCGGCACCCCUGAAUUCUCCGGCGGUGGGGUGGCCCGCGGCGAGUCGAUGGUCGUGCAGGACGGCGAGAGCGAUACGGAGUCGUCCCGGCGCGGCGGCGCUCGGUUCGCCGUCAGCCGCCGCCGAUCGAAGCGGGCGCGUCGGCGCGCGCCACCACCGACGGCCCUGGAUCCCGAGCAGCCGGCGAGCAGCGUCUCCGACGCGACGCCGGAGGAGGACGUGGCCAUGUCGCUCGUGAUGCUAUCUCGGGAUUCGUGGACGCGGUCCAGAUCCGGGCCCCAGCCACACUGGGCCCCGGCGAGCUCGGAAGCCGAGCAGAACAACGACGACAAAGUCAGCUUCUUCGACGACGCGGACGAGCACGCGGCCGCGCGCCCACGCAGCAGGCACCAGUGCGGCGUGUGCAAGAAGGUGUUCCGGUCGUACCAGGCGCUCGGCGGCCACCGCGCCAGCAUCAAGAAAGGCAGGGGAGGCUGCGUGCCACCGCCGGUGCCUCCCGCAGCACCGUCCAAGGCUCACCGCGGCGGCGCCCCGGUCAUCCACGAGUGCCCGUUCUGCUUCCGCGUGUUCGACUCCGGCCAGGCCCUGAGCGGCCACAAGCUCGCGCACAUGCCGUCCACCGGCGCGCUGGCCCCGUCUCCAUCGACGCCAGCGAAAUGUGUUGACAACUCGGGGUCCAUCGAUCUCAACGUGCCGGCCGCGAUGGACGACGACUUCGAGCUCUCCGCCGUGUACGACGCAGAGUUCGGCAGCACCGGACAGUAAGAUCACCUGCUGAUCUGAUACCUACCACCGAUGCCAUCUUCAGAUCAGCAGACGUACUUACACAAGCGCAAGAAACGCAGCACGACUGCUGCAUGCAAGAACGAAUUGGAUCCUUGGAGGUAAGGCUUGCGAUCCAUGCAAGGACCAGAUGAAAAACAACAGUUCAACAUUUUCUGUUCUUUUUUUUACUGUUACUCCUAUUGCAAUUGUUAGUACUAGUAGUUUUUUUAGAGCAGUACUAGUAGUUCUGAAUUACUUG